Messenger RNA from Danio rerio (zebrafish), 1853 nucleotides. The record is from RefSeq and is a predicted model, not a curated record. NCBI's taxonomy places the organism in Eukaryota, Metazoa, Chordata, Actinopteri, Cypriniformes, Danionidae.
GAUGGUACAGAGUCAUGUGAUGUUGUUAGCCGGGGUUGAAUCUGAGUGCUUCUCCUGCUUCUGAUGUGAAUGCUAAGGCUAAGUGCUCUCUCUUAAGAAGAAAAAAAGAACAGGAUUAGUCUCUUUUGGCUGCUGGAGAAAUUAUUGGAGGACCCAAAAUGUCUUACGGAUCCAUCGAUGCGGGCUCUUUUGGAAGCAGAAAUCCAUUUGGUGGGCCUACAAGGCAGGGAUACCAGCCAGUAGCUACACAAGUCAGUCCCUCAGAGCUGCAGGACGUGUUCCAGGAAACCUCCUCGAACAUCUUUCAGAUCAAUGCUAACGUGGUCACACUAGAGAAGAACCUGCAAUCGCUGGGAACAUCCAGAGACACAGCAGAGCUACGCCAGAGUUUGCAUUCCACACAGCAGCAGACCAAUAAAGUCAUAACAAGCACAAGCCAACUUGUUAAACAACUCACUGACAUCAUCAGCGGAUCCUCACGGCAAGACAGGCUCCGUCUGACGAGACUCAAAACAGAGCUGUCAGAUUCUGUCCAGCGAUAUGGAGAACUGCAGAAGAAAAUUGCUGAUCGUUCGAGGGCCCUGCUUCCUCCUGCACAAAAGGACAGAAAACAGAGCGUCCAGACUCCAUUCAGUGAGUUGGUUGAAGAGGGGCCGCUAUUCGGAGCAGGUGAGAGCACUGAGGGAGAUGUACAAGCGUUCCUGUCAGAGAUCAGUGAAGAAGAUGUGGAGAUCCUGAGACAGAGAGAAGAGGCUCUUCUGCAGAUUGAGAGAGACAUGCUGGACGUUAAUCAGAUUAUGAAGGACUUGGCCAGCAUGGUGCAUGAACAAGGAGACACCAUAGACAGCAUUGAAGACUACAUUCAGACCACUUCAUCGCACGUGGAAACAGCAAAUCAAGAGCUCGCAAAAGCCAGCCAUUAUCAGAGGCAGCUGAGGAGGAGGAAGUGUUUUCUGCUGAUCGGGGGACUGCUGUUGCUUACUCUGCUGAUCAUCAUCAUCGCAGUCUCUGCCAGAAAAUGAGAACAGGACCACAGAGUUUCUCUUCUCAUUUUCCGGCAAAGCAAGAGUCUCUACAUCAAGUCCACCUUCGCUCACUUCUACUCUUCUUUUUUUCUGUCUAAAUCUCUCUCAGAUUGAGUGCUUUUUCUGUGUAUGCAUGUAUGGGUGUGUGGGGUGUGUGUGUGUGUGUGUGUGUGUGUGCGUGUGUGUGUGCGUGUGCGUGUGUGUGUGUGUGUGUGUGUGUGUAUGUGUGUUAAUGUUCAUUAAAGAGUCUAUUUUUAAUCAGUGCUUUGUACUGUAAUGUGCAAUUAAUUGCUCUUUACCUCUUCAAAGUGGAUUCCAAUCAAAGAACAAAAUCCAAAUAGACUAAAUGUUUCUGUGGGCUUUUAUGCCAAUGUUAGGAUCUGUUUUCCAUAAUUUAUUGCUGAUUCUUGAGUGCUUUUACUUGCCUAUAAUUCAUUUCGCAUUAAUACCAUGUGAUAUAGAAAAAAUGAUGUGUACUAUGUUUAAAUCAUUAACAAAUCUUCAGUAAAUUAAUGACGCAACUAGAUGUGUCAAAUUGAUUUUAAUGCUAUUUAUUGUAUAAUAGUUUUUAUUUAAUUUUGUAUUUAUAAUUUGUUUUUUUUUACUUUUAAUUUGAAUCAUUUAAAAUGAAUAAAAUAAAAAAAUAUAAGCAUUUACUUCAUAGUUUAUGUGGCAGAAAAAUCAUCUUAAGUUGUGACAAAAAUAAAAGCACAAUACAUAAAAAGUGUGUUUGUCUCAAAGGUAUAGUUCCCCUAAAAGUUUGCUGUUAAUUUAUUUAUAUAUUUAUUAUAUAAAAAGAUAAGAGGAAAAGCAAACAAAUAAAAACUC